Molecule: messenger RNA, 1669 nt
Organism: Diorhabda sublineata
Lineage: Eukaryota; Metazoa; Arthropoda; Insecta; Coleoptera; Chrysomelidae
Product: protein yellow-like
Exons: 7
Coding region: 164-1651 (495 amino acids)
Cellular component (GO): extracellular region
Source: RefSeq, a predicted model, not a curated record
ACACUCUUCGUGAUCGUCCGAAGUAUCGGUCAUUGGAUAAAUCAAAUUUUACUCUCUGUGUCGAAUCAAAAUGUUUAACGUUAAAUAAAAUCGGAAGUGUCGUUGAUGUUCGUUUCGUUCAAAUGGUGUCAUAAUUACAACUUCCAAAAGGUAAACUUCGAAAAUGGUUACAGCAGAUAACUGGUUUCAAAAUUGGCAUCCGCCUGCUCUAAUCACCGAUCACCAACCGAUACAAACCCCAUUAGAUUUCGGAAAUUUCAGUGCUGGAUACGACUACGGCUUCAAAACAACGAAGGUUCCUGAAUUUGGACCCAACACGUUUUUGACUUAUCUCAUGUCUCUUAGUGUCGCGAGGCCACAAACUUCAAAUUUUGGAAUUCCAGAAUCACCAACGCAAAGAUUUAUAAACAGAAACACACCGGUACCAUUAGAAACAACCGGUCCUUUCAAAACUUGGUACUAUUGGAGUACUUUGGAUUUUGCUUAUCCAACUAGAGUUGAUAGAGAACUUGCCAUAGCAAAUAAGGAAUUUAUUCCAGAAAAUAAUCUUCCCCUAGGUUUAGAAAUUUAUGGAGAUCGUAUUUUUGUUUCCAUGCCUAAAUGGAAACCAGGAGUACCGGCUACGUUAGCAGUUAUACCGAAAGUACCAAGGGAAGCAUCUCCAAAGCUAGUUCCUUAUCCAAAUUGGGAAUGGCAUAAUGGUGGUUUUUGCGACAGCAUCACAUCAGUUUUCCGAAUGGAAGCUGACACGUGCGGUCGUCUUUGGGUACUAGAUAGCGGCCUUAUUGACGUAACCAUCGAUCCCAAGCAAGUUUGCCCUCCAAAAAUUCUAGUAUUCGAUUUGAAAACCGAUAAAUUACUUUUAAAAUAUGAAUUACCAAAAGAAUUUAUUAAACAAGACGGUUUGUAUUCAAAUAUUAUUGUCGAUGUGCGGGACGAUUGUCGACGUGCCCACGCUUAUUUAGCAGACGUUUGGAGAUUUGGAAUAGUUGUUUUCAGUUUGGAAAAGAUGAGAUCUUGGAGGGUGACCGAUCAUUUGUUUUAUCCGGAACCUCUAGCAGCAGCAUACAAGGUUCAUAAUUUGGAUUUUGAAUGGACGGAUGGGAUUUUUGGUAUGUCUCUGAGUCCGUAUUAUUCACCCAAUGAAGAUAGGAUUUUAUUUUUCAAUCCAAUGUCCAGUUUUAGAGAAUUCUAUGUAAGGACUUCAGUUAUACGAAAUGAGACCGGUUGGGCAGAUAUUAAGGGAGCUUUUAGACCAAUUGGGCAAAGUAGAGGAAAAUCGGGACAUAUGUCGGCCUCAAGAAUCGAUCAAAAUGGUGUGAUGUUUUACAAUUUGGUAACUAGGGAUUCUGUGGGGUGUUGGGAUAUAAGGAAACCUUAUAAACGAGCCAAUUUAGGCGUUGUGGCCAAGGAUAAUGAAAAGUUGGUGUUUCCUAAUGACCUAAAAAUCGAUAAAGAAAGGAGACAAAGUGUUUGGGUAUUGAGUAAUAAGUUGCCAUUUUAUCUUUACGCAAAAUUAGAUCCGAAUGAUAUUAAUUUUAGAAUUUUGUCGGCUUAUGUCGAUGAGUCUACGAAAAAUACAAUUUGUGAUCCUAGUUUUAGUUAUUACGAUACAUUCGAAGAAUAUGUAGGAGAUAACGAUUGUUAUUAAAUAUAAUUUUUGCAAUUA